Messenger RNA from Lymnaea stagnalis (great pond snail), 15344 nucleotides. Lineage: Eukaryota; Metazoa; Mollusca; Gastropoda; Lymnaeidae. The record is from the annotation of a GenBank genome assembly.
GAAGAACUUCCUGCGUCAAAAUGGCGUCUUACGUGUUUUGCUGUUGUAGAGAUGGGACCUUCGGGCCUGGUCAUGUCCAGUUAAAGGAUCUUCCAUCUGUAAAGCUUGAUACUAGCUUUAUGGGCAAGUUAAUUCAUUCUGAAAAUAUAAAUUAAGUUAUACACGUUGACUCACACGUUUAAUUCUUUUCAAAGCAUUUUCGGACAAAGCAAAACACGACUCAGACGUGGGUCGACUCUUCUUACACUUUAAAUUUAAGUUAACUUAACUAACUUUACUCAAUUUACUAAGUUACUAGUCUAGUGUUGCAGAUAACAAAGCUCAGGAUUAGAGUGCAGACCGACUUAAAACUGUUGUCAGGAUCAAAUAACUCAGUUAAUUGAGACCUCUAUUAUUUGCUUUGUUGUAAAAGGAUAUAACAAAUAGGCUGUGUCUACACGCGCCGGACGUCUAUCUCCCGCACUUUUUGUCCGGCGACCAAGUCACAUGACCGCCGUAACAAAGUGGCGAGAGAUAUAUUGUCCGUCAGCCUUGUCACAUUAACUAUUGUUAAUUUUAAAAUCUAUUUCUGUACCAAGUAAUGUACUGAGUAUCUUGCAUGCAAAUAAUAGACAAAAACUUAAGUGAAAGUGGCUUGUAAACAUUUUUUUUUAGUUUGUUAUUUGAGUUUGUGCACCAGCAAUCCAUAAAAUAAAUUAGGUGCCAGUGUGGAGUAGGCUUUCACCAGAUAUAAAGUUUGCGAUCAACGGUAAGAUUUUUUUCUUUCUUAAGGCCGGUCAAAACGCUCUCAACUUUAGUGGAAUUAGUGGAAAAAACUACGUUUACAUUGAUAUAAUGUUACAAUAACAUCAUAAUUAUUGAAAUUAACUAUUGAAGCUUAAUUAUAUUCAUUUAUUAUUCCAGUAUAUCAAGUGCAUAUUUUAUUAUAUUUUUUUUCCAUAGGCAUAGAUGAUAGUUGUUUGAAAUUUCCUUUGUUUGCUGCUUUUGCAGUAGAGGCGAUGACUUAGAUACUUUGGUCAAAAAUGUAAACAUUUUUUUUAAAAAUAAACCAAUGGCACAGUUGAAUAGAGCUAAUUUUAAACAUAAUUAUAACACCAAAAUCAUAUUUUUAGCUGUUGUAGUUUUAAAGUUAUGAAUUUUUAAAGUACGACUUGGUUUGUCAUUUUUUAACAUAGACUGCAUCUCCACAUUCUGUGACCUCAUUCCACUGAUCGCGUCAUGCGCAAUGACUAUAUAGUUUAUAUAAGGCAAUGCAUUCCCUUAUCACUAAAAUACUGUUUAGGGUCGACUUAUUUUAAACUUUCAACUUUGGCACAUGAAUAAUUAAUAAAAGCUUUCCCUGACCAAUGGUUUAAUAGCUUUUGCACACGGCAAACUCUUAUGAAUGAAACUCUGAGAUAGUACUACGACGUAGCCGUUAUGCAAGUGGCUGUGAAUGGUUGCCAAUGACAACGUGUUGCACAGGGAAAAUUCUGAUCAUUUAUAAUAUGGACUCUGCAGGGUUUUUAAAGCUCAAAUUAAAACAUUUCCAGUUUAAAUGUCUUCAAAAUGCAUUCUGAAACACAAAAUAUAAAAUAUUUUGAUGUAUAUAGUGGUAAUAAUUAAAUAUUUCCUAAGUAUCGGCAACUUCCGCCAUUAAAAAGGGGGCGUGGCCCACGCCAUGUCGAAAUUAGGCUGAGCCACCUUAUGGUGAUAUGGGUCAAUGUGACAAGUGUAACAAACGUGAGACACGACCUACAUCAAUGAAACUUGGCACAGAUAUAGAUCAAUAUCUAAUGCUCAUACAGAUUUAAUCAAAAAGGACCUUAUCUUAUUAUUUCACAAAAAAUUUUGUAUGCGAAGAUGCCUUAUAUAUACCAAAGAUUUUCAAAAUAAAGGUCGAUUGAAAAAAGCAAAAUAGCUGGCUAGAAAUGUAGGCCAAGAUGUCUUCCAAAUUAUAAGGCCGGAAACGGAACUCAAAUAUAUGUGCAAAGAACUAAUUUAAUAAUAAAUAGACACACACAUCGGAAAAUUAAAAACUCGGAUUUUUCGGCGCCGACGCCCAUUUCCGAUACAAAAAAAAUAGUAGUCUCCCUUGUUUCAUCGAAGUAUCUAGGCGAUGACUUUUAGGUCUAUAUUUUACUCUGCAUUAAAAACAGCGGUAAAUGUUUAGAAGGCUACCCGGGGUUUCUGCGAUCUUGGUUGACAAAACCAGUUGAUUCUAUUUCUAUCACUUACUCUAAACCUAAACAAAAUCGAUGCCUUUUAGGUACUUUGACACAAAAUUUAAAUAUUGUCUGAUUGCCAUGAAUUAUACAUCAUUUUAAUGGUCUAGCUAUACUAUAACCUUUAUAACAACACCAAUUUCAUCUUUCUAUCUUUUAUAGAAGUGGAGUUAUGAUUUUUUUGGUGAUUUUUUACAACCCCCUUCUUUAUCUUUGUAUUUAACCGAAAAAACUUGUGACCCACUUUCCAAAUUUCUGCCUUAUUUUGCCCCAAACUUUUUUAUUUUAAAAGAUAAUGUUAAGAAAAACAUAAGCAGAAAAGUAGGAAAAAUUAACAUUUGUAAAGGAAAAAACAAAAAAAUAACAUGUUUAUUGUAUUUUAAUGAAUAAUGUGCUUACAUUUUAAACCAAUUCUUAUAUUUAUGAAAGGUAAGUAAGAAGAAAGGUUGGUAGCUGGGUGGCCGAGCGGUCUAAACUGUCUCAAACGAAAUAGCUGGUGGUCUGGAGUUCAAUCCCCACCAAAGCCAUCCCAAGCUUGGGCCCACCUACCCUGAGCAAUCGGAACCUGCCGUUGCUGUCUAAGAGAAGGCAAACUCUGAAUUUAAAACCAGGAGCCAGAAUGAUCAACAAAUUGAUCGUGGGCACCUCAAAUAUAAGAAGAAGAAGAAGUAAAAGAUUUCAUUUUAAAUUGUUACAAAAUAUUUAAAAACUUCUCAUGAAACUACUGUUGCUGAUGAACAUGAUAAUAUAAAUAUAGUAUAAAAUAUUUUACAUUAAAAUGGGAGAAAAGAAAAACGAUCAUAUCCCCGGUAUUGAUCCUCAAAACAUAAUACAAGAUCUGCCCAACUGAACUUCGUUCGGAAUUAUAAAAACUACUAGCCGUCCGGCGGUAUGUCACGUGACAUACCGCCGGACGUAUAUCUUGCGCACUAUUUGGACGUGUAGACACUUCGCAACAAAUAAUGGUCUAAUGACUAAUGUGUUUAUUAACGUUGCCAUGAAUUAAUUAAUUAAUUAGGGUUCAGGUUAGGUUUAGGGAUACAUUUAGGUAGGGACCUCGGUAUGAUCCGGUAAGUGCCGAAAACCGGGUAUCGUGAUUUCGUUGUCAAAAUGGUGACCUCCACUUUUUAAUUUACCGAGGGUAGUGUUGUUUAGGAUUAUUUUUGCUAAAGUUAGUUUUUUAAUAAAUUCUACUUCUGCCCUCAACUUAAAGCAGACAUGUUUCUUGUUCAUUUGACACUUUCCUUUUAGAAAAAAUUUGAUGGUUUGACUUUGAAAAUCAAUGGUAAAUUGAAAAUUAAUGGUAAAUAAUAGCUAAUUUGACUCAUUCAUAAUUUUUUGUGGAAAAUAUAAGUUUAAAAAAAGAAAAUACCAAUGUUAGAUGAAGGCAUAAUUAACAACAUAUCCAAAAUUCGUGAGGUUAGGACCAGUGCAUGGGUGAGAAAUUUUUGCACAAAAGUUUUGUCACGUGUCCCAAAAUUACCUAUUAUGGAUAAUGAACGUUUUUGUAGUAAGUAGCUCGAUUUACACUGGAUAUCCAGCAUAUUACCCACUAAUAAUAUUUUAAAACAAAGCAACAAUUUAAUAGCUCUAAUUAGGUAUUCUAAAUGAAAAUUUCAUAACGAAAUUAAAUAAAAUUGAACUAUUCCCCUAAAUAGAGCUUGACUUCAUCAGAACAGAACCACAAAUUUUAACUCUCUAUCUCCAACAAUAAAAAAGUUAUUAAUUUUUAAAAAAUCGGGAACAGGGUCAAUUUUUAGAAGCCAGGAAAGUGUAGUUUUGACACCCGCUAUCUCCUAAAAUAACUAAGUUAGAACUUUCAAAUCUCUUGCCCACACAACCAGUUAUACAUAUAACAAGCUCAAUUUUUUUUAGGGUUGUCACGAAAAUGUAAAUAUAUUUUUUAUUCAUCCAAAAACGAGCUGAAGCCCAAUUUUACAAAAUAUUAAAAUGGAGACAAAAAGUCGAUUUUAGUUCAUUUUUAAAAAAUCAUAAAAAAUCAAUUAGUUAAGUUAUUAUAAAUAUACAGGAGUCAAGUAAAAGGUAAUUUAAAGCACAACAAUGUGAAAUCAUCAGGUAAAGGUGAAAACAAGAAAAUAAUUUACAUAAAUUAUUUCAGCAAGGCAUGUACACAAAAAUUGAGAAUUUCAAACAUUUUUGAAAAUUCAUAAAAAAUUAACGAAGCAAGAUAUCUUUACGAAUGUUACACAGUAUUGUAGAACAUGUUAAUCUUUUCAAUAAUAAAGUAACAGACUUAGGUUUAGGAAACAAAAUUCUUCUCCACAUAUAUUUUAAAAAUGGGCAUUUUUGCACUGAAAAUUUAUACUUUCCAGCACCUUAAAAAAUGUUCGUAAUUAGAUAUACCCGGUAUAUAUAUCUAUAAAAGUUAUGGAAAAUCUGUAGGAAACAUUAUUAACUAUGAAUUAGUAAUGAAAAUCAAUUUUCUGCCUUUAUUAGCACGUCUGUAUGGAUUUAUUAGUCAGUUUAGAGACAUUUCCCUGCACUGGUUUAAUGAGACAUUUCUGUAAUCUGUUCUUGUACACCAACAACCUGGGAGAAGAAUAUUUUAUUUAAUUUGUACCGUAUUAAUUAAAUUGUAUUUAAUUUAUAUUAUUUAAUAGUAAUGGUUAUCAACUUAGCAUUUAUGAUCAUGUCAUUGCUAUCAAUAUAAUAACAAAAUGCAAAUAUAACUAAUGAUAUUACAAGCGGUAGUACUAACCUGUACUGUUGACUGUUGUCCAGUGUUAGUGUUGUUACACGGCAUGUUUUGGCAGUGGUCUGGGUCUUCUCGUUCUUUUGUAAUGGAAUGGUAUCUGUCUUAAGUUGUUUUCAGUUUCAACCACUGAAAUAUGAAAUGUUAAAAUUAAAACUCAAAAGUUUACAAGAUUUUAACUGCCUCCUAUUUGCCCUAAUUAAUAUGAAUACUGCAUACACGGUAUAUAAUUGAUAACGUUAGUAAAGUAAAGGAGUAAUUUUUUCAGUAAGGUUAAUUUUGGAAUUCGACAUUUACGAAAGGGGGUGAAAGACUAGGUAUCGGUAACUAAUUUUUAAAACUAGCUUUAUAACUUAGAGAAAUAAGAAUAAUUAACAUUGCAUCACUUUCUUAUGCCUCAUACCAUAUACAUUUAUUUAUAAAAUGGAUUAACAAUCGAAUUUCUAGUUUAAAAAUGAACUCCACUAAAAUUAAAGCAUCCCGUUCACCCUCGCAACAAUAAUGCUUCGACCCAACAUGAAUGCUUCGCUUGAAUCGGCUGAAUUAUCCGAGUUUAAUGAUUUACUGCAGUUUCCAAACAAAUUGCAUAGCUACAAAAUAAAUACCAUUAAAUAUUUAAACAUUUCAUUGAACUAAUUAUAUUUUCCUUUUCUUUCUCCGCUAUCUUAAAAUAAAUACAGAUGAUUUUAAAAUAAAGCUUGAUCGUCAUUUUUCACUAGGCGUAAGAAACACGCAUUAGUUAUCGAUAAGCCCACACUAAAUUAACAAAUGUAUGCAAUAAAAAGCUUUCUAUAUAAUUUAAACAUUCCCAAACUAAACAAUAAUGUUUAACUUACCUAUUUCAGUUUAAAACCCACGAAAAGGCACUAAAUUUAAGAAGAUCUUAGAUAAAAUUAGUCAUCGCCUUCUGGUUUCACAGAUCAGAGUUGGCCGUGGCGGGGUCGAUUUGCACUUUUUUUUAGCAGACGGCGUUGACUUGGUUCCAAACCUUUACGCGUUUACCCCAUAAAUGGGGCGUUCACAAAACUAUAACAGUUUUAUAGUAAAUUGGAUUACCUUUCUGAAUAUAUAUUUUUGAGAGCCGUAAAGUGAUUUUUUCACAUAGAAAACGCAAUUUUUGUGUUAAAAUCAACGUUAUUUAGCAUUAAUUUACAGUUUACAGCUCCGAAAAAUACAUCAUAUUAAAGAACUACUUUUCUACUUUCUAGAUCAGUUGUUACUGAACGCACCUGUAUAAAGGAGCUUUAGCGUAGCGAGCUGGCGCGACCCAACCAAAAAAAAAAAAUUUUUCUCCCCGAAGCGUAAUUUUCGCCGGCUCAUUUAGAAUACCUACUCUAAUUACUUUUAUCUGAUGCUUAUAUUUUGAGUGGGGAAGUGGGAUAAAUAGCCCUAUCCUUAUUGUAUGAUAACUAAUAGUAUAAAUAAUUAAAUAAAUAUAUAUAUAUAUCCAUCCAACCUAUAAGCCUAGUAUAGUAUAGCCUAUAGGUCUACUACCAUCCCAACUUAUUAUUCCAAGACCUAUUAAUAAACAAUUAACUAUUAUAGUUAAUAAUAUUUUAGGCCAUGUAAUCAUAUUUUAUUAUUUAAUGGAAAUUAUGAUUCUUAAAUUUUAAAAUAAAAAUGUUUAAAAAAAAUAUUCACUUACCUUUGAUAUUGAAAUAUCCUGAAUUCACUCACAAAUCACAAUAUUCCACAAGAAUCUUAUAUAAUCCUCAGUAUUCUUACUUAAAGAAAUAACACACUUUCUGAUACAGUAAUCCAAGAAUUUCUUAAGCUUUUACUAAAGAACAAUCAUAAAAGCUUGUACUUACCUCAAGCAAAUGACUUAGAACUUAUUUUAGUUUCUAUCAACAGCCAAAGUUGAUACAUGUUGAUUUGUGAAACAAGAUUACUAAUUUUUUGGUCAUAUUCAAAUGGGACUAAAAUACAUACAUAGAAAAUGGUAAAAAAAAAAGUAUAAUCGUCAAUUUUAUAUAAAUGAAUCAAAUAAUCCCUGUAUUAUUUGUUUAUACUGAUAAAAGUUAAACAAUUCCACAGAAAAUUUGAAAUUAAUAUCUAAAGAAUAUUAUUAUUAUUAUUAAAUUAGGGAAAUUUUAAACAUUUAUAUUUAAAAAAUAUUAAUUAAUUAAAUACAAGUAAGUGACGAGUCAGCAUAUUUUAUUCAUUUUAAUAAGGAAAAUUAUCAAAAUUAAAAAUAUUUUUUGCGGAAUAUUAACAAAAACUAAAAGUGUAUUUUGUGGCUUUAUUUAGAAGAACUUAUAUUUAACUGUGUUCCCUCAAAAUAUCAUAUUUUUGUCUCAUUUUAUAACAAAGUUAUAGGCAUACAAACAAUAGCAAUAUGAGGGUGACGAAAUGUGGAGGAAAAUCCCAUACUGAAAAGGGGGUUUUGAGGUCCUUACUAAAAAAUUCAUAACUUUUGAACCACUUGAGCUAGAAAGUUGAUCUUGGUGUUUUUGUAAACCAUUAUAUGUGCUCUAUACGGCUGUAGUAUUUUUAUGUUCUUAAAAACGUUUUGAAAUUUUAAUUUAGUGCCUAAUUUAGGAUUCAGGUUAGGUUUAGGGAUAAAUUUACUUAAAUUUAGUGACAGAAUUAACUGGUAUUCUCAACCAAGAUGGCGGCCAAUCAUGGCAUCCUCUCUCUCAACAUUUACCAAAAACUGUACAAAAAAAGUCUGAACCACAUAGUCUAGAUAAACCUAGGCAGGUAAAGUCAUCUUUGUUUGUACUUCAAUUAAUACAGUUAUUAGACACAUCUGUAAAGGAAGGGUGACCAUCUUUCUCAAUCUCAAAAGUUAUCUGUAGGGAAAAAAAUAACCAUUUAUUAACUAAAUUGACUCUUUGGGAUCAAGAAAUUAGUCCUAAAUUUAGUAGAACAAAAUUUUUCAUUAUUAUAGAAUCUAAAAUAGUUUAUUUCAGCUAAACGCUUUAGAUAUUUGAUGUGCUUGUUCUUCCUUUUAUAACAGGCAAUGAUGUUGUGAUUGUUAAGAAUGGUCAUAGGAUAUGUGGAAAUGGUGCUGCUCUAGCCAAUGCUCCCAUAGCUCAAAAUAAAGCAUAUUACGAGAUAAAGAUUCAGUGCACAGGUAAGCUUUAUCAUUGUGGAUUACACGCUCUACCAUUUAUGGUCUUGAUUUCAAACACAUAUAUUUGUUAAAUCUCUAGGGACGGAAGGGCCGAUCUAUUGACCCAAUGUGGACAGGCAAGAAAGACAAAAGUCAGAACCCUCUGCCCAAUAAAUUGAGCCUAGUGAUUGGCUGGCUUGGCAUUAUACCAGCGAAUCAAAUUUAUUCUUAUGUAUUCCUGCAAAUCCUCGCAUUGUAAUGGUGGCAUUCGUAUAUGUUGAACUAGAUUUAUUUCAAAUUUGUGUGCAGGAAUUUUUUUUUGUGUGUAUAGUUAUAUCGGGAAAUUCGAACAUGUCUGAUAGUGACUCUGAUCAAAUUGUGCUUAGUGACAUAGUGAUUCUGAUUUCUCGCUGUCUAGCAGUGAAUCUGACUCUGAUGAAAACAACCAGGAAAGUAAUGAAGACAAUCAAAAUGAUUUUGGUUACCGUACGAUAAUGUUGUGAAUCCUUGGUUUAGGAUUAGGGGUUCUAAAUUGGAUAGAGAUGACCCCUAUGAAUUUUUAGAAAAAAUAGAGCCUAUAAAUAUGCCUCAUGGGAUAAGCACCCCAGCUGAGUACUUUAUGCUAAUUUUUACACAAAAUAUCUUUUAAAUGUUUGUGAGAGAGACUAAUAAUAACUUAUUAGUAUGCAGACAACUUUUUCAGUAACACACAGCUCAAAUAAACCAUAACUGGGUGUACAAUGGUGAAAAGGACUGCUCUGUCUGUAACAACGGAAGAGUAUCCUGCGGGCAGGAAAAGGAGUAGUGCUAGGGGCGUCUGAAGGGCCUCCAUGGGCCUUGUUUCCCAAAACACAUGUGUUAGGAUCUAUUCAUGCUUCAUCCAUCAAAAAAUUCACACAAUUUACAGCGAUAAGUCAUGUUUAUUCUCAGAUUUAAAAAAAAUAAUUCAUGCAUAAAUUAUGCAAAUCAGGAUGGCUCAUUUGCAUAAAUGUUGAGAUUUCAGUUUGAUUUAUACGUAUUGUAUUAGCUUAUUCAAUUUUCUCAAGAAUAUAUAUAGUUUUAUGUAUGUAAAGUAAAUAGUUUAUUUUUUAUACUUUUCUUUGCAACGCGAGUGCCGAGUUUGUAAAAAGUGCUCCGUCUUUUUGGCAGACACCCCGAAAAGGCUCCGCCCUGAAAGGGUGAACUAUUAGGCUAGUUUGAUAUAAAUGUGCAACAUUUAACGUAAAUAGCAUUAUUAGAUCUAUAAUUUUAACUUGCAUGACAAAAUUUGUAAACCCGUGUCUGCUAUAAAUAGGGUUAGAGAUGCACACUGGGCUGGGAUCACCCCACACACACAUGCCCUUUCUUUCCUGAAAAUUGUGUAUCCAUCCAUUCCUGUGGCGAUACAGCCCAUGUAGGGCUUUAGCCUGCCUCACUACUUCCUUCCACUCAGACCUAACUAAUGCUUUUCUUUCCAUGCAUAAAUUCCCAGUUGUUGUAGAUCUUUUUCCACAUCAUCUAUCCAUCUAAUCCUAGGUCUGCCUUUGAGCCUUUUACCUCUGGGGUUUUGGUGAUGCACCCUCUUCACUCCUCUGUCUUUUUUUUUUCUCUUUAAGUGUCCUGCCCGGUGUAGCCUGCCCUUUUUUAUUUCUGCUACUAUCGUGGGAUCUUGAUAUUAGACUGUACAAUUCAUGGUUGGUUCGUAUUCUCCAUCCAUAUUCGUCCUUUGUUGGUCCAUAUAUUUUCCUGAGAACGUUUCUCUCCCAUGUGUUUAAUAGGUUUUCUUCCGUUUUUGUUAGGGUCCAAGUUUCACUUGCAUAUGUUACAACUUGUCUGAUUACAGUUUAAAAAUAGUUUUCUUUGUUUCUCUUGUAAUGUUUUUACUUUUGAGUAUUUUCUGACUGCUGAAGUAUGCCCUGUUUCUGGCUGAUAUUCUUUCUUUUAUUUCUGUUACUAAUUCGUUUCUUUAAUUUAAUAAAGAUCCUGGGUAUUUGAAUUGAUUUACUUUUUCAAAAGUCUGGUUUCUAAUUUUAAUGGCUUCAUCUGUCUGUUCUUCUCUUAUUAUAGCCAUGUAUUUUGUUUUUUUUUUUUUGGUUGUUAACUUCCAGCCCUGCUUGUAGUGAUGCGUCUUCUAAUUCAAUAAAAGAUUUUAAUAUGUCAUUAAUACUUUUCCCUUGAAGUGCUAUGUCAUCAGCAUAUACAAGAUACUGAAGGGAUUGAUUGUAGAGAGUGCCCAUUGGUUGUAGGUCUUGAGUUUCCCUCAGAAAGUAUUGAGUUAUUGUUCCUCGGUUGUCAAUAUGUGUGCUUUUUAUAACUCUCUCUAAUGUUAAUUUAAAAAUUUUUGAGUUUUUCAAUGUUACAUAUAUCAGUCUUGUCAGUUUGUUGGGUAUGCCAAACUCCUGCAGUCUCAUAUAGAUAUUUUAUUUUGAUGCUGUCAUAGGCCAUUUUAAAGUCCACAUAGAGUUGAUGUACUGGGAAAUUAUAUUCAUAACAUUGAAAAUUGUGAAUGCAUUCAAAUAAGGUUUAAAACACCUUUUUUUUUUUCCUUAAUUUUUUUAAAAACAAAUAUCAAUUUAGUUUUAGUUAAACACAAAAUUACUUAACACAGCUUUUUUACAACUAUGUCACUUAAUGAAGUGGAAUCUUUUUAUGAUUAUUAUGACUCAUCAGAAAAUUAACCAUUUAAAAAUCCAGAGGGAUGACAAUUUUGGCACCCUGCGAGAAGGGUGCAACCUUUUUACCCCCCCCCCCCCCUUUGCCCUGCCCUAGUAUUCAGAUAAGCAAAAUUUAGUUUUAAUUAAAAACAAAAUUACUUAACACAGGUUUUUUACAACUAUGUCACUUAAUGAAGUUGAAUCUUUUUAUGAUUAUUAUGACUCAUCAGAAAAUUAACCAUUUAAAAAUCCAGAGGGAUGACAAUUUUGGCACCCUGCGAGAAGGGUGCAACCUUUUUACCCCCCCCCCCCAUUUGCCCUGCUCUAGUAUUCAGAUAAGCAAACUGAUUUGUCUGUUGCCAUUUAAUUCCAUUUAUUGAUACAUAAAGACCAAUUAGCUGUUGACCAUUGUUAUAUAUUCCAUGCAUGGAAAAGCAUCAGUUAGGUCUGAAUAGAAGGAUGUAGUGAGGCAGAACCAAAGCCCUACAUGGGCUGUACCAUCACAGGGAUGGAUAUUCUUAAAUAUAUUAAUCUUUGAUUGAUACCAAGAAAACCUUAUCUUCAUCAGCAAAGUACCCCAAAAAUAUUAUUAUCUGAUAUCCAAAAGCUAAGGUAGUUUGCUGGUUAGUCCGUUAGUUUAUUAUCUAUUUAAACUGAUCCAGCCCCACUCAGCUUGAAUUCUUUGCUCUACUGUGUCAGGUAAAUGGGGUGUGGGUCUUGCCACCAGGAGAUGUAAUCUCAAUAAAACCCCACUUGGUUGCGACACUGACAGUUGGGUGGUCAGACAAGAUGGCUGCAUGUUUCACAAUGGAGAGGAGAAGGGCAAGCUCCCUGACAUUCCACAAGAAGGAGACAUAGUGGUAAGAGAUUAAAGAAAUUAAGUAAAACAGUCAACAACUUACAAGAUACAAAUGUAGAAGAUUCUUGAAAUGUAAAGUUAAAAUGAUCCAAAUGUUUUGAUGACAGUGUAUGUAUUCAUUUUCAGAAAAAAAACUUUUUGAUUAAAUUAGCACUUUGAAACCAGUGACAUUUUGAAGUAAGACAUUAUUGUCAUACCACACUUUUAAAAUGCCAAUAUUGGCUUGAGAGUGGGUAAUCUAUUUUCUAGUAGCAGGGAAAGGAUGGUAUAUUCAAACUGAUGGGGAAAAAAUGGACUCCUCUAAAUUUUGGUCGUUACUUGAGGAAUGUUUUUCAUCAGCAUUUUACACCAUCCAGCAUAAAAAAGAUUUCAUUAUUAAAUAUUAAUUCAAAUAUUCAAGUGGAUUUCUGAAUUUUAUGAUUGUUUUGAAUGAGAUUUAAAGUGAAAAACUAUAAAUAUUUCCCUGGGCUGCUUAUGCCUUUUGGCUUAAUUCAAAGUCACUUAUUUUCUAAUCAUUUAUAAGGGUCACUAAGUACAAACAAAAUUAAUAUUAAAUGACAGAAAAUCAUAAAAUAUUAAUGGAAGCCACCAUUAAAAUGGCAAGAUGGGCUAGAAAUUUGAGAAGCAAUCUGAUUAGCUGGUACAAAGACCAGGCAGCCAAUUUUAAGCCUUUUUUCUUUUUAGGCUGAUAGAGUCCCCAUAGAUGUGAGGUGUGAUGACAUAUGAUGGCUGGUUUAUACACUUUAAAAAUGCUUUAGAAUCUAGAAGUAUCUGAAAUUAAAAUUGUCCUAGUUAAAAAUUAAUUAAAUUAUCUAAAGGAGAAAUUUAAAAAAAUUUAAUAUGCUGAAAAUGAAUUUGUACAAGGUAAUCUAUUGUCAAAACAUAUUUGGGCAGUGAAUUUUGAUCAAUAAAAGAAUCAUUUAUCUUAUAUUAAGUCUGCUAAUUUUUUUUUAAAUCUUAUAUUUUGAUUAUGUACUAAAUUAAAUGUUUGUAGAGAUUUAGCGGAACUUAAAUAAACUAAGACAAGACAACUAUUUCCCCAUUUUGAAACUGUAAGCCCUUGUUAUAUGCCUUAUUGGUAAUAGCUCUCACACUCACCUAUUUAAUUUCAGACAGUGUUGACAGCAAACUAAAGCCAAACAAUAGUUUUUCAUGAUUUUAAGUUUUUUUUUCUGACGCUGCGCUGCACCUUAUUUAUAAUUAACUGUGCUCUGUUUCAGGGGUUGACUUAUGACCACAUAGAGCUAAACUUUUUCCUAAAUGGCAGCCCUGUCAAUGCACCUUUCAAUGGAAUAAAGGGCACAGUCUAUCCAGUGUUCUAUGGUAUUCCGUCCUGAUAUGUUUAUUGUGUUUAUAAUUUAGUUGGAUGAAUCAAAAUCAUAUUCAUUCGAGUAAUUUAUACUUUAAAUAACUUUACGCUAGUGAUUUUUAAAAAAAAAUUUUUUCCUCCCAUCUUUUGUUGCUUGUUUCGAUUUUAUAUAAUAAAAAGGACGUGAAGCAUCUGCUAUAUAUAAUUUCAAUGUGUUACAGUUGAUGAUGGUGCUGUCCUUGAUGUACAGUUUGAGAAGUUCUACCAUUCACCUCCAGACGGCUUUGAUCCCAUCAUGAUAGAGCAGUCUCUAUUAUGAUGUUGUAGUCUGCAUGAGCUCCUGUUAUUUCUGUCCUAGAUUAAUUUUCUGUGACAGUGAAAAAAAUAUCUCUGACUGUGAAUGCGUGCCUGUCUAUUCUUGUGAGAAACCAAUUUUUUUUUUUGUGUGGCACUCUGUAAAUAGUUGCGUGAAUUCAUGUUAAUUUUGAAGGUAGCUAAUGGAGAUUUUUCUUUGUCUACCAAGAACAUUGGUAACUUGAAUAAGCUUUAAUUGAGUGGGGAAAGGCUUUGCCAAAGAAUACCUUUUUACAAAAACUACAUUUUCUCUGUGUUUUCAUAUUAAUGGGGUUUUUUUUAAAAAAAGAAAAUCGUAUGUUCAGCUUCAAAAUUUGUCUGUCGAAUGAAAUAGCUUUUAUCUUUAAUCACAUAUGUGUCCAUCAAUUCACUGAAAUGGCCACAAUUUCUUAAUUUUUUUUUAAAAUCUCUAUUACUGGUAUAGACUUACUAUUGAAGUGAUUGAUGAUCACAAAUUAAUCUAAAAUGAAGAGAGAAAAAAAAAUUCACUGUAAUGAAAAUCUUUAAAAUCUUUGUUUUACCCAAGUUUUGAAAUGAUUUAAAUUUAAAACACAAAGCACUAAUUCUGCCACAAGAGUUACAUAUAUAAAUCAGUAAUAUAUCAGUAUAUAUAAUUCAUUGAUCGUGGGCCCUUAAAAUAAAGAAGAAGAAGAAGAAGUAAUGAUGUUUGCUUUUGAUGUGAAUUGCUGAUGAAAAGGUUGAUUGAAAUAAUCAAACUUCGAGAACUAUUCAGAUUUCAGGCCUGGACAGCCAGCAACCAAAAGAUUCAGACACAUUUCACCAACGGUCUGAUUCUAUGAAUUAAUUUAUAGUUUACCAGUUUUUAAAGCUGGGGCAUUGGCAUUAAAGUUACACUUAUGGCGCUUAAAUUUUUUUUAAUUGGCCUUCAAACUUGUGAUCAGCCAGGUUUAUCUAUUUCAAAUCCAUGUCUGCCUCAUCAGCCUAGGUUUCUAUUCUUUGUUCUUAGUUAACAGCAAGCUUAAAUUUAAAUUCAGUUUUUAAAUUUAUAGCAUUGGCUGAAUCAGGUUUAAAAAUAUUAUAAAGUGUCAGAUGGCCACACUUAUAAUGCAGGAUGGCCCUUGGAUAAUGUUUACCUUACGUGUCUCAAGAUGCUAGUAUAAUUAACAUUUAAAAUAAAUUUAUGCUUAACUUUGACGAAAUUCAGAUUAAAUGUUAUUAAUUGUGAAAAAAAAUUUUUAUUGGGUUUAACUGUACUUGCCGGACUGCUAUUUCUACUAAUUAUUUGUAAAUUUAUUAAGUUGACUACUUUUCUCUGAUGUGUAUUUCUCUUACUUGAUCUAUGUAAAUUAGUUAAGUCCUGAAUUGUAAUUAUGAGUGCAUUAAGUUGAAAAUGUUUGCUAAAAACAGUUUAUGUAACAUACUUGUAAUCCUCAUUGGAACAUUUUUUGUUAUUUUUGGAAAAGAUUUUGUUUCUUUUAUUAAUACACUUCUUUUGAACAGAAAUAGAAAUUAUUUCAUCUGAGGAAAAAGCUAUAUGUAAUAUUUUUUUAAAUUACAUUACUGGACAAAAAUGACCGGUACUAUGUUCUACAGGGCGAAAAAAAAAAGAAUAAAAAAUCCAAGAAAAUUUCUAUUGCACAAAAUUUUGCUUGAAUUGACUUUACAAUGUAAAUAUGGGCAAAAUAUAUCUCUAAUGUGAGAAGAAGAAAAAACAUAAAUGAAGUGUGUCAACUGCUCAUGCUGUUACUCAGUUCUAUUUUAACUGAUAACAACCAGGGGAAACUACCAAAAAUAUAUUUUUUAUUCUGCAGACAUCCAAUUCAUCAAAGUUUAGAGCAUAUGUUAAUAACUUUUUAAAGAGAGUGGGGUGGGGGUUGUAAAUGUAAGCAGUAAUGGAAAAAAAAAAAUUACAUUUGACAUAAUUUGAAUUCCCUGGAGAAAUUGUCAUUUUAUUUUUUGCCUACUGGGUCACUGUGUCAUUGUUAGAGAAGGAGAAAUGAAUCAGGAAUCUGCAUCUAAAGAUGGCCAAAACACAUGGUCCAUAUAAAGAUAUCUUAUCCAGAUAAAAACUAAUUUAAGGUAAUUCAAAUGUGUCACCACCCAUUAGUAAUUAGGAGACGGAAAGCUCAUAUUAAAGAUCUCUGAAUAGUCAGUGAUCUUAAAACCGUUACAAAGGGAAUCCAGUGAUUAAGUUUGUAAAUAGUUGUGUUUUUUUUUAAAAUUAUUAUUCAAAGCAGUUAUUUUUAAUUCCUC